AAUAUCCAUCUACCUCACCAGAAGGUGUUGCAACAAUAUUUCAUGUUGCAGACUGGGCUGAUCCAAACCACGCAUGGAAAAAUUCUCCAUAUUUUGGAAACGUUCAAGUAAAUAAAGAAGAGCGUGAUUGUUUGGGAAUUAAAGUUUGUCAAUUUACUGAUCCUUCGCUUACAAGUAUUGAACACAAUGAGGUCGAUAUUGAAUCAUCAUUGUGGAAAAGAAUUACUAAAAAUCAAAACGUCGAUUUUAAAAAAACUCACACUUACAUUACAUAUUUGGCUGCUAAAGAUGCUCCUUGUAAAUUCAAAUACAAUAAUGGAAGUUUUAUUGGCUGUUCAAUGUAUCGUAUUGGAGAUCAAUGGCAUCGUUAUACUAAAGUCGAUAGUGAAAAAGUUGAUAUUGUACUUCUUCGUGAUUUAUUUCUUGGAAAAGAAGAG
Molecule: messenger RNA, 437 nt
Organism: Racocetra persica
Lineage: Eukaryota; Fungi; Glomeromycota; Glomeromycetes; Diversisporales; Gigasporaceae
Source: the annotation of a GenBank genome assembly